AUGUAUAAAAACUUCAUACCUUUUCGUAAUGCUUCACGUUCCAAUCUUUAUUUAUCGUUUAAAGAUAAACCAUACUCAACAAAAUCUCAACAUACAUCAUCAUACUUGUCACCACAUUUAAAUUAUAAACAUUUCAUAUCGAAUGCUAAAGAAAUUUCGCAAAAUAUUAUAAAUCGUAAUAUAAAAGAUGCGAAUAUUUUUACAGUUUGUUCCUUGUAUGAAAAAUUUCGAAACACUACGACGGAAUUAAAUGCGCUUCGCUCGGAACAUAAUGAAUUAUCAAGAUCUGCUAAUAAAACAUCUUUCCUAUCCACAGAAGAGUCAAGGGCGAAUUUCAUCGAAGCAGCAAAAAAACUUAAACAACGAAUUCAAAAAGAGGAAUCGAAAUUAAUAGAAAUCGAAAAAGAAUUAUUAAAAGAAGCAUUAAAAAUACCCAACGAUACACAUCCUAAUACUCCUAUUGGUAAGGAAGAAGAUGCCAAACUAAUUAAAAGAAUUGGGGAGUCAACACCCCCCGAGGGAGUUACAUCAUUAAAAGAUCAUUUAACGCUUUGUAAACAGUUGAACUUGAUAAAUUUGGAUCAAGCAUCAAAUGUCACGGGAUCAAGUUGGUAUUAUUUAAUGAAUGAAGGGGCUUUAUUAGAAUUAGCCUUGAUUCAAUAUGGAAUCGAGAAAGCCAUCCAAAAAGGGUUCAAACCUAUAAUUACACCUGAUGUAAUUAGAAAUGAAUUUAGUGAUGCAUGUGGGUUUCAACCAAGAGAUGAUGAAAACCUUUCACAAAACUAUUUUAUAUCGAAUGAAAGUUCACAAAAUUUAAUAUUAUCGGCAACGGCGGAAAUUCCAUUAGCAGGAUUAUAUUCAAAUAAAAUCUUAUCUCAUAAGGAAUUACCAAUCAAAUUGGUUGGAUUUGGUAGAGCCUUUAGAGCUGAAGCUGGUGCAAGAGGUCUAGAGACUAAGGGUUUAUAUCGCGUGCAUCAGUUUAGUAAAGUUGAAUUAUUCACUUUGACUGGACAUGAUCAAAGUGAUAGAAUGUUUGAGGAGAUCAUUGAAUUGCAAGAAGAAAUUUACAAGGAUUUAGGGUUAUGUUUUAGAGUGAUGGACAUGCCAACAAGCGAAUUGGGGGCGAGCGCAUAUCGUAAAUAUGAUAUGGAAGUUUGGAUGCCGGGUCGCGGAAAAUGGGGCGAGAUAUCUUCGGCGUCCAAUUGUACCGAUUAUCAAUCUCGUCGAUUAAAUAUAAGAUAUAAAUCUAACGUCACAGAAUUUGUUCAUACGCUAAACGGAACUGCAAUCGCCGUUCCUAGAUUAAUUAUAGCUUUAUUAGAAAAUUUUCAAAAGGACGAUGGAAGCGUUGCGAUACCAAAAGUAUUAAGAAAGUGGAUGGGCAAUAUGGAAGUUAUAAAAUAA
Funneliformis mosseae is the source of this 1404-nucleotide messenger RNA. The record is from the annotation of a GenBank genome assembly. NCBI's taxonomy places the organism in Eukaryota, Fungi, Glomeromycota, Glomeromycetes, Glomerales, Glomeraceae.